Messenger RNA from Dufourea novaeangliae, 1292 nucleotides. RefSeq names its product chitinase domain-containing protein 1. Gene Ontology annotation, molecular function: oligosaccharide binding; chitin binding. Gene Ontology annotation, cellular component: extracellular region. The transcript is spliced from 7 exons. The record is from RefSeq and is a predicted model, not a curated record. Gene Ontology annotation, biological process: carbohydrate metabolic process. Bases 111 to 1292 code for a protein of 393 amino acids. NCBI's taxonomy places the organism in Eukaryota, Metazoa, Arthropoda, Insecta, Hymenoptera, Halictidae.
UCUAUGAACGAUAGCAAUAAAGUCCUUUGAAUAGUAACUCCAGGUAACUCAGCCAUGUAUGUCGCAUGGUAAUGUUUUCAAUUAGCUGACAUUAAAAAUAAAUAAUCAAUAUGAAUAUUUUUACACUAACGGUCAGCUUAUUGUUGCUCGUUCAAUUUUCGGCAUGUACGUUGUCACCACCCAAGGGAAAAAUAAAUAAGAAAAGCAAAGGGAAGAUCGAGAUUAAGAAAGGACCAGGAGAGCAAGAUGUUUUUACUCGAUUGAUAGUGGUGAAAAAUCCUAAACCUCACGAUAUUAUUCGAGAGUCUGGAAUCUAUUUUUUCAACACAACUCGAAGGCGAUUUACCGGGGAUGUUUUGGGGUAUAUUACCCCGUGGAAUAACAAUGGACUUGAAGUUUCUAAAAUAUUUCAUGGAAAGUUUACAAUGAUAUCGCCAGUGUGGUUGGCAUUUCCAGAAGGUAAUGCUUCUACUUAUAAAUUGUCCACUCACGAUAUUCAGAAGAAGUGGCUGAAGGAAAUGAGAGCAGCAAAUAAUGAAGGUCACUAUGUAAAAGUUUUACCAAGAGUACUAUUUGAGCAUUGGUCAGUCAGCGAUAUUGUUGGACUGUAUAGUGAUACUCAGAAACAAAGUGCAGUAAUUUCUGCCCUUAUAGAUACAGCUAGGACUUUCCACUUUGACGGAUAUGUUUUGGAGAUAUGGAAUCAGUUUGUACUUACUGGUGUGGAUGCACAGAUUGUAGUGUCGAUAAUUCAAUCAAUUGCUCAAAAGUUAAAGCAAAACAGUAUAAAUAUAGUUCUAGUGGUACCACCAUCAAGAGGCCCAAAGGUUCAGUUGUUCAAUAGAGAUCAGUUUGAUCAACUAUCCCCAUAUGUAAAUGCAUUUUCAUUAAUGACUUAUGACUAUUCAAGCAUUCAACGACCAGGACCUAAUAGUCCUAUAGAUUGGGCGAGGGAAUGCGUAGAAUUAUUAGUACCUGAGAAGGGUCCCAAGAGGGCACAGAUAUUGCUAGGUCUUAAUUUCUAUGGAUAUAAUUAUACUCCUGAAGGUGGGGGAGCCAUAUUAGGUUCAGAUUAUCUGAGGAUACUCGAGUCCUCUAAGGGAAAAAUACAGUGGGAUGACAACAGCAAAGAACACUUUUUUGAAGCAAAGUCAUCAGGGGGCAGUGGAAUUAUAUUUUAUCCCACAUUAUAUUCUAUUCUGCAUCGACUGGAUCUUGCUGCAGAAUUGGGUACAGGUAUAUCUAUUUGGGAGCUUGGUCAGGGAUUACAUUAUUUUUACGAUUUGUUAUAG